This is a messenger RNA of Soboliphyme baturini, 252 nucleotides long. The record is from the annotation of a GenBank genome assembly. NCBI's taxonomy places the organism in Eukaryota, Metazoa, Nematoda, Enoplea, Dioctophymatida, Soboliphymatidae.
AUGAGUGGCGGCGGUGGUGACUCGGAGGACGUCCUAAAGGUAAGAUUCGCCAUGUCGUCGCCGAUACAUACCUCUGGCUCGCCAUGCAGCAGUCACCAAGCAGUGAACAACUCCGAUAGCGAGCUGCUCGACCCGCUGGCCAACGAGGCUGAACGAAAGUCCAUGGAGCACUACGACAUCUACUACCAUAACGAACGGUCGAAGCAUUCACGUGGCAAACUGACGUUCGCCAUACGAUACGACUACAUCCAC